UAUCGUCAACAUGGCGGAUAAUGUCCAUACUUAACGCGAUUAGGCGACAAUCUACCGUACGUACUCUUUCAGCGCUCGUUAAAUAAGUACUUACUGAAAUUAAGUACAUAUUCAGAGAGUAUGCGGUUUCGGAUGCAGCCUGGGUAUUUGGGCGCAGCCGUUGCAGCCUUGCAUUUGACGGCCAAAAUGUCCUUCUUUAGACGUAAUCGGUGUACCAGCCUAUCAGGAUCAGCCGCUCAUAUGUGAUGGGCGGGUCUUAACGUGCUGCUUGCUGCUACAGGGACACAAAGAUGGAAAUUCAGGGGCUUACUGACAGCCAAAACACUCACUGCCAACAUGGCGCCCAGACUCACACAUUGUUUUCUCAACAAAGAGCAGCUCCAGGGACCUAUGCAAGCUCACGCCUGACUGAAAAUGCGAUCUCGGAUCUCUCUGAAUCGAUCGGUUUGGAACGCAACAACGACAACAACAACCGGGUUAGCUCAUCUCCGCUUCGGCUGGUUGAAAAUGAAAAUGGCAGUCUGCCUCAAAACAAUUUUGUUCAUAAGGAUGAUGUACAGUCCACAAAUGCUGAGUUCAGUGACGUGACUGUGCUCACACAAAAGGUGUUUAAUGAACUGGAGCUGCUGCCUUCGGAGUUUGAGAGGGCCGAUGAACAUGACGACAGCGAUCUAAAAAUGGUGCAUCCCAUCCUGAACCAUGAGAGCUGUGAACAGAGACAAGCGCCAAAGAACACUCUAAACAAAACUGCAGCAUCGUCUAGCAAGAACCUAGAAGAACUCUACACAGUUUUUAACAUACAGCAUAAAGAAAAUGACGGUAAAGAACGUGAUAUGAAUUUGCAAUGUAAAAUAGGAGAGAAUAUCUCCAUAUUAUCCAAAUCAAAGACUUUUCUAGAACAUUCUGACGAAAGCUUUAGCAGAACGUCAUUGAAAUCCAUACAUUUGUCUAACAACAACAAUUUAAAUAUAAUGUCUGAGAGACUAAACCAAACUGUUAGACAGGUGAUUUCUCCGGAAUCGGAGAACGAAGAUCCAAUAUUAUUAGAACAGUCUGGGAGUAAUCAAACGGCCUCUACUGCAAAAAUUAGUUGCAGUAAUUUUAUUGAACAUUCGACAGACGAGUCGACGCAGUGUGUGACGAAAAAUUGCCCCACAUUCAUACAAGAGAACAGCGUUGCUACUGAGACAACUGAAAUGGAUGUCAUAAACUUUGCAGGUCAAGAUUCUAGCAGUAAUGGUUACUAUCCUCCGAUUGGCACUUCAGUACCUCUGCAUGAAACGUAUUCUGGGACAAUCAUGAUCAACGAUCAAAGUAUCAUUGUUACCAUUGAAAAUGGAAUAUUGACCCUAGCCGCCCCACCAGAUGGCUACACAUACAAGGAGGAUAAAAUGAUAAGCUUAAAAGAACAUUUGGGAAUUAAAGACAAUGAAGACCUUGUGGUGCUCAACUAUAAUCGAGAAAGUAAAUCCAUCUGUAAAAUCAGCAAUGCUGUCUUGGGUCAGCAAGGUGAACCCAAAGCUAACCGGCUGGUCAAUAAUGAUUUAGAGUUGACUUUAACUGAUGACUGUUCACUGUCAGAAAUGGGUGUUCUGGACUCUUGCCCGUCAAUCAAGGAAGAGGAAGGAACAAUUUGUGCAAUAGACAAUGAAAAUGUUAUCUUUCAAAAUACACAAAGCAAAACAGUUGCGUCUGGGGAAGAGCUACACUCAAUAAACAUUUUAGCUGUGACAGGUUUGGCAAAGAAAGGUUCAGUUGUAGAGUAUAGAUGUCCCCAACCAGGUUGCUCCAGCACUUUUGACACCCGGCAAAACCUCAAAGUUCAUUUGGUUUUGCACACGGAUGACCAGCGUCCCUUUAAGUGCACGGUUGAGGGUUGCGGGUGGUCUUUCACAACAUCUUACAAACUCAAACGCCACCUGCAGUCUCAUGACAAAGUGCGGCCUUUUAAAUGUGAAUGGGAAAAUUGUGGUCGCUGCUUCACCACGGUCUACAAUCUAAAAGCUCAUGUUAGAGCCCAUGAUCAGGAAAAUGCCUUUGUCUGUGAAGUAUGUAAUGAGAGGUUUCGCACUGCCAGUAGACUUACUAAUCAUCAGAGAAUACAUUUUGAACCUGAGAGACCACAUAAGUGUGAAUUCCCAGGAUGUGAAAAGACCUUUAUUACCUUCAGCGCCCUGUUCUCUCAUAACAGAACCCACUUUAGAGAAAUGGGGCAGUUUUCCUGCUCUUAUCCUGGCUGUGACAAGCAAUAUGACAAGGCCUGUCGUCUUAAAAUACACCUUCGCAGUCAUACAGGUGAGAGACCUUUUGUUUGCGAUUCCAAUUCCUGUGGAUGGACCUUCACAAGCAUGUCAAAAUUGCUUCGGCACAAACGGAAACACAAUGAUGAUAGACGAUUUGCAUGUCCAGAGCAAGGCUGUGGGAAAUCCUUCACACGGGCUGAACACCUGAAGGGCCACAGUAUCACACACCUGGGCACCAAGCCAUUUGAAUGCCCUGUAGAAGGUUGUGGUGCAAAAUUUUCAGCUCGCAGUAGUCUCUACAUCCAUUCUAAGAAGCACAGACAGGAUGGAGUGAGUCUGAGGAGUCGCUGUCCUGUGUCAGGGUGCACCAAACACUUCUCUUCACGCAGCAGCCUCAAGACACACAUGCUUAAACACCACAGUCUGACUCCAGAUGUUUUGAGUCAGUUGGACAGCGCUGCUACUCUCACGCCUAGCAGUGAGCUAACAAGCACUUCACAGGCUGUCGGUGCCCCUCCAGGGCCCACAGGAGCAGAAUUCAGUAGUUUAGACUUGUCCUCCCUCUUCUCUAGUGUUCUUGCAUGUCCAGCAACCACGGCUACAUCUGCGGGGCCUGGAGGGCCAACCUCCUUCUCUAUGGACAUGUCCCUGAUCAACACCGGAAUCCUGACAAUAGAUUCGUCCUCAGCUGCACCGGCUGUUAACGGAGCAAAGACUGUGGAUCCUCUCAUUUUAGCAGCCGGGCAAGAUAUGGGGGUGCACGUAUUGGAUGCAGGAUUGGCCGCUGGGGGAGAUGGAGGUGUUCUGCCUCAUGCAAUGUUGCAUUUGGAUGAUGUACAAACAGUCAAUCCAGAAGAGCUGGGAACACUGACAGCUCUGGCUAUCCAAAGUUCUGCGUCAUCAGAACAGCUCAAAAGCUCUCUGAGUUCCUGCAGUGCUUUUACUGCAGAAUCACUGUCCAUUCUACCGCCAUCCCUCUCUUCUUCCCUCACUACCUCACUUUCUUCCCUGUCAUCAGCUCUCCCUCCAGGGCUUAGUUCCUCUCUUGUACCUUCCUUCUCUACCCCUCUUGCAUCUUCUCUUUCCUCGUCGAUGGUUCUUCCAGGAACACCCGGACCAGAGUUACUUUCUCUGCAGAGAAAGGCUGAUAUAGCAGGCAGUGAGACGACAGCUGGGCCGUUGUUGAGCAGGGUGGACGUCAUGGCCCAGUCAGAUGGCAAUAAGAGAAUGUGUCAGUUUGUGUUCCCCAGCCACAGUGAGUCGUACAAAGGGCAGAAAAACAAAGAGAUGUCCUUUGUCACACCCUGCUCCAUUAUGGAGAGCAGUGGAUCGGCACGCACAGACUACAGGGCCAUUCAGCUGGCCAAGAGGAGGAAACGAAAAGUCCCCGGCUCUUCCACAUCUACGUUACAGACAGGCCAAAGAAUGGCUAAAGCAUCCAAAAGCACCAGCUCUGCUCCAUCUACCAAAUCAAGUGCUCAUUUUACAGAAGGAACUGCAACUGGUGACAUACCCAUACGGGAUCCAGUGACUGGUGCGCAAUUUGUGCAGAUUCAACUACUGCAGGAUGACCCUGCCAAUGAUGGAGCCUUGGCUUUCCAGUUGAGUUCCCAGACCUCAUGUUCUCACUCGCAGCUCACCGUGGAUCUUCCAGUCAACAUCCUACAGGAAUCAACAGCCAUGCCUGAAGAUGAAAAUAGAUCUGAUAACUCCCAGUUUACUGGCAGCACCAUCAACCUACAAGAUUUGGAGUAACAAUAAAUCUAUAAAGCACUACUCAACGGCCAUCUGUUACCCAUCCAACAAACUAAGAACUAAUAGUGGUCUUUAACUGACUUAAUCUUUGGUCAGUUAA
Molecule: messenger RNA, 4098 nt
Organism: Misgurnus anguillicaudatus (oriental weatherfish)
Lineage: Eukaryota; Metazoa; Chordata; Actinopteri; Cypriniformes; Cobitidae
Product: zinc finger protein ZXDC
Biological process (GO): regulation of transcription by RNA polymerase II
Cellular component (GO): nucleus
Molecular function (GO): transcription coregulator activity
Source: RefSeq, a predicted model, not a curated record